This is a messenger RNA of Cyprinodon variegatus (sheepshead minnow), 6751 nucleotides long. RefSeq names its product fibroleukin-like. The transcript is spliced from 3 exons. Lineage: Eukaryota; Metazoa; Chordata; Actinopteri; Cyprinodontiformes; Cyprinodontidae. Bases 21 to 5996 code for a protein of 1991 amino acids. The record is from RefSeq and is a predicted model, not a curated record.
CUCUUUCUUCACAAGACACAAUGAGAUUAACAGUACUCUGUGUGUGUGGGACCCUCGUGGCCUUUUUAAGUCUCUCUCGAACCAGAGCGGAGGAAGGGAUUCCCCUGGAAGACAGAGGAUUUGGACCCUGCCUUGCGACUUUCAGACCGGUAGGAGCGUGCAAACCUGGGGAGCACGACAGCACAUGCCCUUACCACAUCAGUUUGCCUCCUCUUGAUGUUCAUUUGCCUCUACAUUUUUUGGGGCUGGAGAACAUCAUGCAGGACCUCCAGAACCUAAAGGACAGUGUCGAUGAACUUAGGGAGAUGUGUGCAGACUGUACAGGGGGUCGAGCUGGGAGAAACUGUGGGAAGCAAAGUGAAAGAGAGCUGAAAGGAGGUAAGAACAUGCAUGAGGACAAGACGCUUGAAGAGAAUGACGGAGAUUUUAAACAUGAGUGUGGAAAAGAUAGUGGUAAUGUGGAAAUGAUGGAGGCAGAUAACAACAUGGGAACAAAUCUGAAAGACAGAAACAAAUGGGAAAUAGGAGAAUCUGCAAAAGAAAAUGAAAGACAAAAACCUGUGGCAGAGGGUGCAAGAGAAGAGGACACAUUAGAGGGAUUAAAGACACCAACUUCUGGUGGAAACUUGCAAACUGUUAAUGUGACAGAAGAAAAGGUUGUUGAGACAAAUCCAGAAGAAAGUGUGACGAAAUAUCAAGAUAUAUUUGAGAAAAAAAGAGAAAAAACAACAGAAGAAAGUGACCCUCUCAUGUGGGAAGAUAAGAUGAAGAAGCUGGAUGAAAAUACCAAAGCUGAAGCCUUUGAUAAAAUAAAGAUGUCUAAGAACCACACGGUGAAUACAAAUAAGAAGCUGCAGAGGGAAAUGGAAAAGGAUAUAAAAGUGGACCCAAAUAAAAAGAAACCAAAGCAGAUGGAGAGGACUGGGCUCACAGAAAAAGGCAAAGAGAAUAAAAGAGAGAGCGUGCAGAGAGACGGCAUUAAAGAUACACCGUCUAUUAAGACAACUGAAAAGACAGACCUUUUUUCGAUCAGCCCUACUCCGCUUACAACAGGAUUAACUUCAGUGCCGGACCCGAGCGACACUAAAAGCUUUACAUCAUUUGUUCCAUCACCUUCUCUGAUCAGCCCCACUUUAAGCUCCAUCACAGAUGUGAUGACAGAUGUCAUUCGAAAUCCAAAAGAUGGUUAUGGUCUAAGGGGAAGCAAGGAGCCCCAAGCGGCUGGUGUUUCAGAGGCCAGCCGCCAAGUUAAGGUAAGGUUACCCACAACAACAGCAACAAUAUCCACAGUGGGUGGCCAGAAGCAGCAGAUAACCAAUGAUGUGGCAGGUUUAACCAUGAAAACGCCACAUUCUUAUCAGAUCUUAUUCAUAACAACCUCACCCAAAAUUACAGAUCGCUUUGAUGGAGAACCGAAAAGGAACGUCAGCUCAAAAACCAAGACUGGUCUGAAAGUGUCACCAGUCAGAGCAACAAAUCCCAGUGAAAUGCAUAAAUCUGGAAUUAAACCUGAAGCAGGGAACAGACUAAAGAAUGCCAAGAAUGACUCUAAACAAAACCAAGGUCCUUCAACCAGAGGAAAAACUAACCCUAACCCAAAGCAGAAGCCUCACAAACCCAAAGAUACAAAAUCCAAACCUGGAAAAGACUCAAAACAAACACAAAGUAAAAAACCUGGUCAAAGAAACACACCUCAGAUUUCAAAAGCUGAGGGAAAUAAAAAACAACAUAUGAUGUAUGAGCAGGAAUAUGAAGUUACUAAUGUAAAAUCAAAGCAGAAUUCCUCAACCUCUGUCAAGACAACUGCAGCCCAAAGACCUCAAACUGUAAAUUCAACACAUUCAGGUAAAUAUACAUUAAUCAACAGCAAUUUUCAUAAAACUUCAAAGACUGAUCAAAAUUUAAAGGCCGAAAAAGAAUCAAUUCAACUAUUCAUUAACAAAACAUCAGACCAAGAGUCAGUUAAAAAGCUGGAUAGUGACGAAAAAAUCAACAACGGUUUUGAAUCUAUCCAAAAUCAUAAUUAUGUGCCAAAUCCAACUACUACUACCAAUCAUCUGAUGAAUAAAUCCAUUACAAAGAUCCCAACAAUUGAUCCCAGACCUGAAGGCAUCACAGAAUUUGAAACAACACCAAAUCCAAACCAAAAAACUUUAAACAAUUCAAUUGGUAAGAAUGAAGAACAUAUUGCACAAGAACUGAAAAAAAGUCCAGAUUCAACAUCUGGACAAAACACAACCACCCAUCAAUCUCAUACAGCUCUUGGUAAUAUGAAUGAUUUCAGCCAGGAAAAACUUGAACCUUCCCAAAAUUUUAAAAUAGACACAGCAACCCAAUUAAUUGAGUCAGUGGACAAGUCUGAAGAAAGUUCCUCCCAGAACACCAAAUCUAACCCAGAAUUAAAACCUGGAAAGACAUCUGAACCGGAUCAUGCAAGUGUAACUCGCCUUAAAACCAAACCAGAAUCAACAACUGAAACUUUUCCUGUAUCUAACAAAAGACAAACAUCUAAAGAAAAAACAAAACAAGCUAUAUUAAUUGAGCCGGUGAUCACACCAGGUGGAAAUCACUCACAUAGUCCUAAAUCAGAGUUAGAUAUAACACCUCAAAGGUCGGUUGCAACAGAUGAAGCUGCUGAGACCCAUCACCUGAAGAACAAUUCCAGUCAGCCAAUUACAAAAACUAAACAUAAACCUAAACCUUUCAGCCCUAAAUCCUCAAAAAGCAAACUAACAGAUUUACCAAAACAAAACCGAAAACAUUCCGUCCAUUUGGAAAAUAAGCCUGAAGUAAACCCCAGGAGGAAUUCUAAAAAUCAUCCCAGUUUAACACAGAAAAUUAUAUCUGAUAGAGCUAAUGCAACACUAGAUUAUGAGAAUAAAACUAGCCAGGAAGACCACCGGCCUAAACUCAAACCUGAAGCUAACGACUUUAAUCCUGAGAUAGCAGACACAUCUGAUAAAAAUUCCUUGCAGAAGGUUAAAUCAAAUCCACAUCUAACACCUGGACAGACAUCUGGUUUAGAUCAAGCAACAAAAAAUCCUGAUCAGAAGAGAAAAUCCAAUGAGGAUAAUCUUAAAGAUAAACACAGGCCAAAAAAUAUCCAAGAGUUUAAGCCUAACAAAACUGAAACAGCGACACUAAAAUCAACACAGAAACCUUUGCCAGAAUCAGCAAAGCAGUCUGAAGAUCUGCAGGAAACUACACUGUAUGCAGACUUAAAACCUGGAUCAACACUGGCACUGAAUCAGACAACUACUACCCUUGAUCAGAUGAAUACACAUCACAAACAAACUUCUCGAGAUUCCAACUUAAACAAAAGUCAAACAGAAACACAAAAGCCUUCAAAUGAGUCAUGGGGCAGGUUUGAAGAACGAGUCCUUCAGGAACCCACAUCUAACCAACAUUUAUUACCUGGACGAACAACUGCUACAACUUAUCAACUGAAUAAAUCUGAUCAGGACCACCUAAACACUAAACACAUUUCAGAAAAUAAACUCAAUUUUAUGUCCAACAAGAAUAUAACAGCAACACUAGAACCCCCAAAAAAACAUUUACCUGAAUCAGCGGACAAGUCUGAAGAUAAUUCUUUGAAGGAGACCGAACUGUAUUUAGUUUCAUCACAUGAGAAAACAUCUACAUCAGAUCAGGCAACAACAAAUUCGGAUCAAAUACAAAAGAAUAAAAGUGAAUACAUUAAAACACCAACUUCUAGAGAGUUUAAAGUCACCCAAAUUGAAAAAACACCUUAUAAAACGUCAACGGAGUCAUUGGACAAGCCUGAAGAAACAUCUUUGCAGGGGCCUACGCUUAAUCCAGGUUUAACAUCUGGACAUACAUUCACAUCGGACUUCGCUACUGCAGCCACUAAUCAGAUGAAGAAAUCAAUCAACAGUCAAAUUGAAACUGCAGUUUCUCAUGAGUCUAAAUUCAACAAAAGUAAAACAGGAACGCUAAAACUAUUGGCUGAGCAACGGGAGAAUUCUGAAGAAGCAUCCAUUCAGGAACAAAUGCCCAAACCAGGUUUAACACCAGGAGAAACAUCCUUACCAAGUCUAGAUAUUGUAACAACAAAUCAGAAAAAUGAAUCCACCCAUUACCAUCAUAAAGCUAAUCGCAAUAACUCUAAGUCUAGUGAAAUUGAAACAGCAAUGCCAGAAACCAACCAAAACCCUUUAUCUGAGUCAAAGGAAAAAGAACAAGAGGGUAAAAGCAAUACAGAUACAACAUCUGCACCUAUUCAAGAUAAAAAACAACUGGAUCAUAGGUUGGAACCUAGCCACAAUGCUCCUAACUUUAGUAAUACUCCACAACCUGGUCAAGAGCCAAACCUAAACCAGAAAAAUAACAAAGUACAACAAACCGAUCAAAGACUGCAAACAUCCAGGCCUUAUCUAAAACAAAUAUCUGCAGGUGAGCGAGUUCUUAAAACAGAGUACAAUAAAACAUCUAAACUACAGCCUCCUUUUCGACACAUGCCUUCAAUGAGAACCUCUGUCAGACCAGGGGUUAAACCUAUCCAACGGUCAAAACAAGCAGGGAGACUGCAGCCAAGUCCACAAACCAAAACAGAUCCACCUCGGAUCAGCUGGGCUCCUUCAGACAAUACCCUACGCUCUCGUACUGACAUGCCACCUACAUCUAACCUCGUAAAACAGAUUCCUGAAAUGAGUCAUACCCCGGGGGAAACAGAGUUCAGCACCAGUGUGAAAAGCACCAUAACUCUGAGUCCAAAGCCCUCUAACAGCUUGGAAACUGGAUACUCCCCUGCCCCUCGCACACACCCCAAAGACGUCAUAUUGAGCCAAAACACAAGGAUUACGUCUGAUCUGAGGCCACAAACAGCCGGAGCACAAUCAUCUGUCCCAAUGACAACAAGACCAAACAAAAUCAACCAUGGGAUCCUCCCAAAUGUUAUCACUAGUCUGGGCCCAGAAGCUAUACAGCCUAGCAUAGCUCCCAAGUCUAAGCCUAAGACACUUCAUGAGGAGGAAAGUCCUCCCGCAAACCCAGUUCCUUCCCCCAUUUUGGAAACUACCCCCACAAACAGCCCCGACUACUCCGCAACCACCUCCACCUCUGACCCUCAGCUUCCACCUGCAGAGCCUUCGAGUCCCAGUCCACGAGAGCUACGUGUGAAAAUCAACCAGGUGGCUGCAUUUGUCAACAACAGCCUAAUUCCUAAAGUAGGACAAGAAGGGCUUCCCAAGGAGCGGCCUGAGGGAUCUGAUGGAGACAGGGGGACUAAAAGGACUGAUGGUAAAUUGUCAACAUCCACAGCAUUUAAAGCAAUAAGAGACUGCUCCGACCACAUGCUUAGAGGAAGGAGCAGGAGCGGUGUUUACAUGGUGACCCCUGACCUCCGCAGCAGCAGCUUUCAGGUGUACUGUGAUAUGGAGCUGGAUGGUGGAGGAUGGACCCUCCUGCAGCGUCGCCAGGACGGCAGGGUGAGUUUCAACCGCACCUGGGUGGAGUACCGGGCCGGCUUCGGGGUGCUGGACGGAGGGGACUUCUGGCUGGGGAACAACAAGAUACACCCACUGACGCGGGACAGGGACAUGGAACUGCGGGUGGAGCUGGAAGAUUUCCAAGGAGUGACUGGGCAUGCGCAGUACGAGUAUUUCCGGGUUGCCAGUGAGCGGCUGCGCUACAGGCUGACGGUGGGCGGGUACUCAGGUACCGCAGGUGAUGCUCUGCGCUUCAGUAAAACCUACGACCACAACAACAGGGCGUUCACCACUCCUGACAGGGACAACGACCGGUACCCCUCUGGGAACUGCGGGGCCUACUACAGCUCCGGCUGGUGGUUUGAUGCCUGCAUGGCUGCAAACCUGAAUGGCAGAUAUUAUACUGCUGGGAGAUAUAAGGGGGUUCGGGAUGGUAUUUUCUGGGGGACAUGGCACAAUAUAUCGUCAGAGUACUACCCAACCAAUGAGAGACAGUCUUUUAAGUCUGUGAGGAUGAUGAUCCGACCAAAGAGCUUUGGGUCACAUUAACAGAGCAAACAUAAAAUGCUCCAGUCAAGUUUUCUUUCAUUUCAACCCAUUUUAUUAUCAACUCAGUGCUGCCACCUUGUGGCCAUAAAUACAUUACAGAAAUUGUGCAUGUGCUUUAAUUCCCAGUCUUUAGAACCCCUUACAAAUAAUUUCUUGCGUUCCAGCAAUUGUAAUGCCCACAUAUGGGCAUAGGCUGGUAAACUAGGAGAUAAUAGAAUAUUCUAAAACAAUAUCAGAGUUAAACUGACUUAUUUUUCCAACAAUAAUCUCAGACAUGCUCUAGUUACACUUAUUCAAAACAGAAUAAUGAGAUUAUUACAACUACUACCAAAAAUUAAAAGCAGAAAGUAUAAAAUAGCCUAGAUUGCUUGCUCAUGCUGAUUUAAAAGUUGUUUUCAAGAAAGCAUGCUGGUUUUGAUGAAUCAGCUUACAGUGACAUUGGACAAUUUCAAGUUCCUGAAUAUGUGGGAACCGGUCCCAACUCCUCCUUCUUACGAUGUUACUUUCCUUGUGCACUAAGUAAUUCCUAGAGGAAUUGAAGUUGUUAAAGAUGAGUAGGACCCCAUGAAAAGUAUUUGCAUUAUGAAUGAAAUGUCAUUAAAGUUCAUGUUUGUAUAGAGCUGAGCAUCUCAAUACAUAUGGCAAUAUAUUUGAUUUCAAAGAUCAGCCUAUUGGUUGACUUGUAUCAUUCAUCAUUCAUUUGAAAAUAUAUUUUGUUAAUGAUGCAGUUUAUGACAGGCUAUGUUUUUUAGCUA